AGACAGGUUUCCAUACGCGUAAACCGAAUAAGGAUUGGCUCUGCAAACAUGGCAGGACAAAGUGCGGGUAAUUCGCAUUUCGAUACUGGAGAUGAUGAUAAUUGUCUGCUGAGUUUGGAGAAGUUAGACCGAGCAUCACCUGAUUUGUGGCCUGAACAGAUCCCGGGUGUCUCUGAAUUUGCAGCUAGCAGAAGUCCACUUUCAGCUUCCAGUUCUCCACCAAAAUGGCUGGCUGAUUUAGGAAACGAUGACAUUGAUCUUCUCCAAGAAUUUGGAAGCCUCACAUCCUCUCAGUUGAUGGAAAAAGUCAAAGGAUUGCAGAAUCUAGCCUAUCAGCUUGGACUGGAAGAAGCUCGUGAAAUGACUAGAGGAAAGUUUCUGAACAUCUUGCAAAAACCAAAGCAGAGAAAUUAAAGUGGACAUUUGUAAUGCCUUGUGCCUGCAUAAUACAAGUUGUGAAAUGGACAGGAAUGCAGGGUACAUGUCAAUGAAUUCAAUAUAUUAAUAAGAGUGGGAACCACAAGAAAGCUUGUAGUUACUUUGUGUGGACCCAUUUCUUGUUCUCAUGGUUUCACCAGUGGUGAAAGUUUAGACAGUGCCAUGUAUAUAUGUGUGACAAUAUUUCAGUGCAUGUUUUACUAUUAACAAGGGCAGCAGUUUUGUUUUGUAUAUAACCUGUACAGUAACUAUAUCACCACCUGAUGUAGCAGCAUUCUGUUGAUACACAGUAAAUAACAUGGAAAUCAUUUUGCACACAAGAGCAGUUGCAGAGUAUGACAAAAAUUUUGAAGUCACUGGCCACAAGGCUAGUGGGUUUGUGAAAAGUAAACAAUGCAUGCUGUAACUGUGACGAUGUAGAGAUAGCAUGUUACUGCAGUUUGCAGAGCUAGUUCAAGUGGAUUAUUAUUACAUACUGAUUGCGUUGUUGAUA
Molecule: messenger RNA, 931 nt
Organism: Gigantopelta aegis
Lineage: Eukaryota; Metazoa; Mollusca; Gastropoda; Neomphalida; Peltospiridae
Product: protein lin-52 homolog
Exons: 6
Coding region: 49-414 (121 amino acids)
Biological process (GO): regulation of DNA-templated transcription
Cellular component (GO): DRM complex
Source: RefSeq, a predicted model, not a curated record